AGGAGGAAGAAAAAACUACCAACAACUUAUCCGUCAAACGUCAAGAAUUAAUUAAUCUUUCUGAACAAGCAAUAAUUAAGGAAAAAGAAAUUAUGGAGUUGCGACGACAACUGUUUAAGAUAGCAUACGAAAGGAUUAAUAAGCAGUAUGAGGAAAAG
This is a messenger RNA of Racocetra persica, 158 nucleotides long. The record is from the annotation of a GenBank genome assembly. Lineage: Eukaryota; Fungi; Glomeromycota; Glomeromycetes; Diversisporales; Gigasporaceae.